AUGGCCUCUAAUUCUACUACUUCUUCCAAUCGGGCAACCCCCCAGGGAGGUAUUCUCGAGGGUGGCAAUCCAUCUCACUAUGACCCCAGAAAUCCUCUCAUCCUAUUCAUUAUCCAGGCCUUUAUCAUCAUUGUCCUAUCUCGUCUACUACAUUGGCCACUCUCCAAAAUCCGUCAGCCGCGUGUCAUCGCAGAGGUUAUCGGAGGCAUCUUGCUUGGCCCCUCCGUGAUGGGACGCAUCCCCGGCUUCACUGACGCGAUUUUCCCAUCUGAUUCAAUCCCAAAUUUGAAUUUGGUGGCAAAUCUUGGGCUGGUCCUGUUUCUCUUCUUGGUUGGUCUGGAAACCAAUUUGCGCUUUUUGACUAGUAACUGGCGUGUGGCCACCAGUGUCUCAGCCGCUGGAAUGAUCUUACCCUUUGGUCUGGGCAGUGCACUAUCUUAUGGACUAUAUAACCAAUUUCGCAAUGACCCCGGCACGACGGAAAUCAAUUUUGGCACCUAUCUGCUUUUCAUUGGCAUUGCUAUGGCUAUCACUGCCUUCCCCGUUUUGUGUCGUAUCCUAACUGAAUUGAAAUUGCUCGGAACCAACGUCGGUGUCAUUGUCCUCUCCGCUGGUGUGGGUAAUGAUGUUGUUGGCUGGGUUUUGCUGGCGCUCUGUGUCGCGCUUGUUAACGCUGGAUCAGGCAUUACAGCGCUCUGGGUGUUGCUUGUUUGCGUGGGCUAUGUUAUUUUCCUGUCUUUUAUUUUUCGUCCGCUCUUUUUGCGUUUUCUCAACUAUACAGGUAGCCUGCAAAAAGGCCCUAGUCAAUCUGUUGUCGCAAUCACGCUUCUGAUUGCGCUUGCUUCUGCCUUCUUUACUCAGGUUAUCGGUGUCCAUGCGAUUUUUGGCGGCUUCAUUAUUGGCUUGCUCUGCCCCCAUGAAGGAGGUUUUGCCAUCAAAUUGACGGAAAAGAUUGAGGAUCUCGUGACUGCCCUCUUCCUGCCGCUUUACUUCACCCUUUCUGGCCUCCAGACAAACCUGGGACUGCUUGAUAACGGCACUGUGUGGGGCUAUGUGGUUGCAAUUAUCGCAAUUGCCUUUAUUGCUAAAGUCGCUGGAGGUGCACUUGCUUCUAGGCUCUGCGGUCUUCUCUGGCGAGAGAGUUUCGCGAUUGGAGUUCUGAUGAGCUGCAAAGGCUUGGUCGAGCUUAUUGUUUUGAAUAUCGGUUUACAAGCCCAGAUUCUCAGCAGGCGGACUUUCACCAUGUUUGUGGUCAUGGCGCUCGUAACGACCUUUGCUACUACCCCGUUGACGACCAUUCUCUAUCCAAAGUGGUACCAAGUCAAGGUCGACCGCUGGCGACGAGGUGAAAUCGACUGGGACGGCAACCCGCUCCACUCCGGCGACCGUAGCGACAGCGUGGCUAUGGCCAAAGACCACCUCCAGUCCCACAAGGUUCGCAAACUCUUAGUGUAUCUGCGCCUUGACGGUCUCUCCAGUAUUUGUACCCUUGCCGCGCUACUUGGACCAAUCCAGGCUCCUACCCCGAAGGUUCACCCAGAAAAGGCCCCAAGCACUAGGUCGCCGGAACCGGCAGCUGAAGAGUCUGCUGCAACUGAAAUUGAGGAUGAUACCUCGCUCAAAGUCCACGGAAUUCGCCUGAUGGAACUCACAGACCGUGACUCUAGUGUGAUGAAGGUGUCCGAGGUGGAUGCAUACUCACUGUGGGAUCCGGUCAUCAAUACAUUCCGCGCGUUCGGUCAAUGGCACGAUAUUUCAAUUAUGGCUGGUAUCUCUGUAGUUCCAGAACACUCCUAUGCGGACACGGUUCUGGGAAUGGCUCGCGAGGAGUCGACGGAUCUUCUUCUGGUUCCCUGGAGCGAAACUGGUGCUAUGAGCGAGCAUCAAGGUGGCUUUGGCGUAGACGAAGGAAACCGAUUUGCAGAUGGACCUUACCCAAGCUUCGUGUCUAAUAUUCUCACCCAAAGCGAGUGCAACGUCGGUGUUCUUAUUGAGCGGCCGAUGUAUACUCGCAAUGCCGCGAAAACUCGACCUUUUGUCAAGCGAUCUCUGAGCCUCAUGAGCAUUCGGAGCUCUGUCUGGGCUAGCCCUGCAGCCACUCGCUCCCACCAUAUCGUUGUGCCUUUCUUUGGAGGCGAUGAUGACCGCUUCGCCCUACAGUUCGUGCUCCAACUCGCGCAGAAUGACCAAGUCACGGCUACGGUCAUCCACCUAGACUUUCCUCUGACGACACCAAAAGCACCAGAGGUUGCCAGCAGUGGUAAACAGAGCGACUUGACAGGAUCCAAGUCCUCGAACUCUGAGCUUACGAGAACAUUCCGACCCGAAUCCGACGCCAUCUAUUUUGCAACGCUGCGCGAUUCCUUGCCGGAUACGCUUUCUUCCCGCGUAGUUUUCAAACGCGUUUCCCCGACCAAGGGCGAUGCGGACCCUGUUCAGCUCGCUGUUAACACCGUCAAGGAGGAAAUGACUCGUUUGGUCCACAAAGCCGGCAAUGUUGUCGUUGUCGGGCGGACCAACAACCGCGUGAACCAGGCUGUCGAAAUCGGAACCCCGACGUCGGGGGAGGUUGGUCCUGAUGCUAAGGCCGCGCUAGGAGCAGUUGCCCAAGCUAUGGUUCGCACAGAGAACAGAUCCGUCGGUGACGUUCUUGUUCUACAGGCCGCCAACCCGAGAGCCUAG
This is a messenger RNA of Aspergillus ochraceoroseus IBT 24754, 2682 nucleotides long. Its product is annotated as Kha1p. The record is from RefSeq and is a predicted model, not a curated record. Gene Ontology annotation, molecular function: antiporter activity. NCBI's taxonomy places the organism in Eukaryota, Fungi, Ascomycota, Eurotiomycetes, Eurotiales, Aspergillaceae. The transcript has 4 exons. Gene Ontology annotation, biological process: proton transmembrane transport. Gene Ontology annotation, cellular component: membrane. The coding region runs from base 1 to 2682 and encodes 893 amino acids.